GUAUUGGGAAGUCAUGCCUUCUGCCACGGCCCUUGUAGAGGCCGGAAUUAAACUCGUGAAGGGUACAUCUGAAAGCAUCUUGGAUAUAGAAUUCAACGAUGGCAUUCUCAAAAUUCCUCCAUUAUUUAGCCAAGAGACCACAGAAACUGUUUUUCGAAAUCUUAUCAGCUUUGAACAAUGCUACCCGAAUUGUGAGUCCAGGUUGAGUUCCUACGCCGUACUCAUAGGCAACCUUAUUAACACUAGAAAAGACAUGGAUUUACUUUGUGAGAAUGAGAUUAUUGAUAGCUGGUUAAAUCGAAAGGAUGCAGUUCAGUUCUUCAAUAAGCUUUACCAUAAUUCUUAUCUGAAAACAUUCUAUUAUGGAAGACUUUGCAAGAAAGUGAAUGGAUAUUGCCAACGUAGAUGGCCUAGAUGGCGUGCUGUGCUUGUGCGUAAUUAUUUCAGCACUCCAUGGGCUAUGCUUUCGACAUUGGCAGCUAUUAUCCUAUUGAUUCUAUCUUUCUUACAAACUUUGUAUACCAUAAAACGCUAGCUAGCAUUUUUAUUAUCUUAUCAGAAAUUGUUGCUUAAUUGGUCACUCCAAGGUCCUCUUCCAUGUCAUUUGAGGACAAAGGACUAUUGUUGUUCACUUUAGAGUUGUAUUUUAGUAU
Messenger RNA from Juglans microcarpa x Juglans regia, 653 nucleotides. RefSeq lists its product as uncharacterized. The transcript has a single exon. Bases 14 to 535 code for a protein of 173 amino acids. Lineage: Eukaryota; Viridiplantae; Streptophyta; Magnoliopsida; Fagales; Juglandaceae. The record is from RefSeq and is a predicted model, not a curated record.